AACAAAUUCAUCUGAGUUGUCUUCAAGCGUAACCUGCCAAAUAAGAGUCGCAAGAAAUGGCUUGGCCGGUGGUGCUUCUAGUCAAAUAUAGAAGACAACAUACCUUGCUCAUUUGAUUUUCUCCUUUCUUCAUUUUCUUUCAAACUUUAAUCUUAAUGGCUUCGGAUCCUAAGCUUUUCGUCUUCGAUGAAGUGGCUAAACAUAAUCACCAGGCGGAUUGUUGGCUUAUAAUCUCUGGAAAGGUUUAUGAUGUCACUCCUUUUCUGGAAGAUCAUCCAGGAGGUGAUGAAGUCUUAUUAUUAGCUACUGAGAAAGAUGCAACUGAAGACUUUGAGACUGUGAGUCACAGUUUAGAUGCAACAGAGGAAAUGGAAAAAUAUUAUAUUGGCAAUAUUGACAUGUCUACGAUUCCAAAGCCGGCUGAUCAUCGGCCACCUGCAUCCAAAUCAGAAUCGGCAGCAACCGAAGCAGCAACAGAAAAAACAUCGUCGGCUCAAUCUUCAGGAUCUUUGAUAAAAGUGUUGCAAGUUUUGAUUCCUUUGUUGAUUAUAGGUGUUGCAUUUUAUCUGCAAUACUAUGGCAAAAAGCAGUGAUCGACAUUCUCAAAUCAUGGAUGCCUUGAGUUUUGCAAUAAGCCAGACAUCUCCUCAUCACAUUCUGUUGAACACACUCUUAUCUAGGUUUCUCUGCCCUUUUGACUCUUGCUAAUUUGUGAGUAGAGAAUUUUCAUUUGUUUCUUGUUUCAUAAUCCUGCUUUACUCUGUCUUUUGUUUUACAAUAUUCAAGUUUCUGUGCUGAUUUAACACACCAGAUAUAUCAGGUUGAAGGUAGAUGAAAUACUGGAUUGUCUAAAUUUGGUCCUUUCCCACUUGCCAACCCUUCUUCAUGGAAUUAUAGUAGGUGUGUUUUAAUUUUAA
Molecule: messenger RNA, 917 nt
Organism: Cucumis sativus (cucumber)
Lineage: Eukaryota; Viridiplantae; Streptophyta; Magnoliopsida; Cucurbitales; Cucurbitaceae
Product: cytochrome b5
Exons: 4
Coding region: 156-593 (145 amino acids)
Cellular component (GO): intracellular membrane-bounded organelle; membrane
Molecular function (GO): heme binding
Source: RefSeq, a predicted model, not a curated record